Molecule: messenger RNA, 1252 nt
Organism: Oppia nitens
Lineage: Eukaryota; Metazoa; Arthropoda; Arachnida; Sarcoptiformes; Oppiidae
Gene: holn1
Product: CD2 antigen cytoplasmic tail-binding protein 2 homolog
Exons: 1
Coding region: 146-1252 (368 amino acids)
Cellular component (GO): U5 snRNP
Molecular function (GO): protein binding
Source: RefSeq, a predicted model, not a curated record
AUUACAACACUAUUUUCAAUUUUAAUAUACAGAUUGUGUAUAAAAAAAACAUUCAAAGCAUUGGUUUUUAUUUAAUGUUAUUAUCGUUUCGUUUGAUUUGAUAUUUACUUACAUCUGAUUAUUCUUGAAAAGUCUUGGGAAGAAAAUGUCUAAAAGAAAGGUUCAGUUCAACGAUGAUAUCGAUUUCAAAGAGAUCAGAGAAGAUGAUGUCGAAGAAGAUGUAGAAGAAGAAGAAGAAGAAGACAAAACCGCUGAGACAUCGGACGCCAAGUUUGGCAAAAAAUUCAAGCAUACGCUGGACAGCGAUGAAGAAGACGACGAAGUGAUUUCCGAAAACUAUAAUGUAUUGGACACGGAUCAGAUCGAUGGCCAAGAAGAUGCUACCAUUGAUCAGGACGACGGUAUUCGUAUUACACCAUUCAAUAUGACAGAAGAACUGGAAACCGGACACUUCGACAAAGAAGGUACUUAUAUAUUCAAUAAGGAUGAAGAUAUUCGUGACAAUUGGUUGGAUCACAUCAAUUGGCAGAAGCUUAAAGAUACGACUGGUGGCGAUGGCAGCGAACAGAAAAAAUCCGAUAACAAAGAAACUGAUUCGGAAACAGAGGACAAUACGGCCAACAUUGAUAUCUGCGAUAUAUAUCGGCAAAUGGUUGACCUAAUGAAACCGCAGGAAAGUGUCGAACGAACCAUUCAACGGUUGGGAAAAAUGUUUCCGAAACCGAAACCAUCGGAUCGGUGGAAGAAAAACAAAGACUUGUCGUUGACUGACAAACAAUUGGAGGCAAAAACAAGUUUAGCUAAAUUAACUUCGUUGGCCAAUUCGGUACUAUUGACGGGUGAUAUGGAUAUCUAUCAGAAAACUUACGAACAUUUGGUCUUUACUAUGGAAAAGAAGAAAAAGUUGAACAAUAAUAAAAACGAAACGACAACAACAACUUCUUCUUCGACUAUUGAAUCCGAUAUGUUUUCUGAUGACUUUGAUGUCAAUAAAAAACCAGAUGAUAGUAAUGGUGAUAAUAAUGAGAUGACGACCACUACUACUACUACUACUACUAGUGAUGAAGUGAUGUGGGAAUUCAAAUGGGAUGACACCGAUGAGGCAAAAGUAUUUGGUCCGCACAGUAGCCAACAAAUGAAUGAUUGGGUUACUGAAGGACACUUCGAUAAAGGUGUCUAUUGUCGACAACUCGGCAAAACUGAUUCACAAUUUUAUAACUCCAAAAGGAUUGACUUUGAUUUAUACACUUAG